GUCAAGUCCGUCUAAUUCAAUGAGGAAGAAGAAAGUAAGUCAGUGUUUCUGCCGGAACUUCACAGUGUGACACCCGGCGGAUGUAAACAAAGAAGCAUGAGCAGAGUUAGCUUCACUGCUGUGUGGACUGAGCUAUAAAACGGCUGUAUUAUAGUAUGAAUGAGAAAUAUCAGAGCGAGAAAGUAACGAUGCGUUCAGUUGAGUAUCUGAGAGAGUUGAUCAGCGACAGACUAGCUGCUGCUGCUGGAGAAAUAUUCACAGAGUUUGAAAAAACCAUCGUCCAGUACCAGGAGGAGAUCGAUCGUCAGCGCAGACUGCUGGAUGUCAUCUGGAAACCACACAUCCCCUUACAGCCCAUAGAGCUCCCACAGUCGUAUGUCUGUGAAAAUGAGAAGACUGUUGUUGACCAUCAGCGCCAUGACCAGGAGAGAAACUCCAUGGUGGACCAUGAGGACCCAGAGCCUCUACGGAUUAAAGAUCAGCCGGAGGAACUCUGCACCAGUUGGGACCAAUCAAACAAAGAGAUUUCUCAAAUUAAAAUGGAACAGGAAGAAUUGUGCACCAGUCUGGACCAAUCAAACCCAGAGAUUUCUCAAAUUAAAAUGGAACAGGAAGAAUUGUGCACCAGUCUGGACCAAUUAAACCCAGGGUUACCACAAAUUAAAGUGGAACAGGAUGAACUCUACUCCAUUCAGGAGGAAGAGUUAAUUGGAUUGAAACAGGAGACUGAUACCUUUGAGGUGACUCCUGCUGAUGAGGAAAGUGACCACAGUGAACCAAAACCAAACAGUGAUCAGCUCCUGUUUCACAUCUCUUGUGUACCUGAGAGCCCGGAUCAGGAAGGAUGCAAGGAUGUAGACUCAGCAUCAACUCGAUGUAUCAAGCAGAAACCAAGACAUCAGAGUAACAGCAGUCACACUAAUGAUGUAGACAAUGCUCUAUUGUCAGAAAGACAGUGUGAUAAUGACAAGGCAAGAAAAUCUGCAACAUGCGAGGUCUGUGGAAAAGCUUUUAGGUAUAAAUCAAAAUUAAUCAAACAUCACAGAACCCACACAGGUGAGAAGCCGUAUUCUUGUGAAACCUGUGGGAAAAGCUUCAGUCAACGGUCCUAUUUGACUGCCCACAUGAGACGUCACACAGGUGAGAAGCCGUAUUCUUGUGAAACCUGUGGGAAAAGCUUCAGUCAACGGACCCAUUUGACUGCCCACAUGACAUGUCACACAGGUGAGAAGCCAUAUUCUUGUGAAACCUGUGGGAAAAGCUUCAGUCAACGGUCCUAUUUGACUGCCCACAUGAGAUGUCACACAGGUGAGAAGCCGUAUGUUUGUAACACCUGUGGAAAAAGAUUUUCUGGUUCAUCAGCACAUCAUAAGCACAUGGCAGUUCACAAAAUGGGAAAGCCAUAUUCUUGUGGAACCUGUGGAAAAAGCUUUCGUCACCGGACCUCUUUGACUGCCCACAUGAAAUGUCACACAGGUGAGAAGCCAUAUGCUUGUGGAACCUGUGGAAAAAGCUUUAGUCGACGGUCCCAUUUGACUGGCCACAUGAGAUGUCACACAGGUGAGAAACCGUAUGUUUGUAACACUUGUGGAAAAAGAUUUUCUCAUUCAUCAGCACAUAAUAAGCACAUGGCAGUUCACAAAAUGGAAAAGCCAUAUUCUUGUGGAACCUGUGGAAAAAGCUUCAGACACCAGCGCUCUGUGACUGUCCACAUGAGAUGUCACACAGGUGAGAAGCCAUAUUCUUGUGGAACCUGUGGAAAAAGCUUUAGUCACCGGGGCUCUUUGACUGACCACAUGAAAUGUCACACAGGUGAGAAGCCAUAUGCUUGUGGAACCUGUGGAAAAAGCUUUAGACGACGGUCCCAUUUGACUGGCCACAUGAGAUGUCACACAGGUGAGAAACCGUAUGUUUGUAACACUUGUGGAAAAAGAUUUUCUCGUUCAUCAGCACAUAAUAAGCACAUGGCAGUUCACAAAAUGGAAAAGCCAUAUUCUUGUGGAACCUGUGGAAAAAGCUUCAGUCACCAGCGCUCUGUGACUGUCCACAUGAGAUGUCACACAGGUGAGAAGCCAUAUUCUUGUGGAACCUGUGGAAAAAGCUUCAACCGUAGUUAUCGAUUAAAAGCCCACAUGAGAAUCCACACAGCUGAGAAGUUGUGAUCCUGAAACAUCUGUGGAAGCAUAAUGUCAGAACAAAGGUUGAAGCAACAUGGAAGAAAUGGUACAGGUUAAAAGUAGAUGUUUUACAUUUAAAGCACCUUUAGUCUGUGCUUCAACAACAAUUGUGAGGAAGUAUGUAAGCAAUCCUUGAUGAUCAGACCAGAUGGAGUCUGGACUGUGGUGGUGGUGGAGCAGGCAGAAGAACCAAACUGAAUGUCUGGAUGGAUAUGGUAUUGGUACAGACUGCUUCAUUUCUGCUAUCACGACAUCCUUCAUCAGCAGAGCAGUGAUUGGAAAUAUUGUGUAGCUGUUUGGAACAUUUUCACAUCCUGCUGAGAGAACAUGGCUGUUCAGGUGUGAACAUACUGCUGGAAUCCACUCAGCUUGAGUUCUGCCGUCUUUCAAGUAAAAUGAGGAAACGAGAUACAGAGACAUUGUGACAGUAGGACACAACAGAGUGUGUCACUGCAGCAGAGGAGAUCUGGACAUGAAAUAAAGUUGUAAUAAAACAUGUACAGCUCCAUGACUGCUUCAUAAAAUGUUUUGAAUGUAUUUAAACAGACGUACAUUUACAAGUUGUUUAGUAAUGAAUGUAACAUUGAAGAUCCCCAGCAAGAAUAUCUCUGAGUCAGAUAUCAAAGACAUAACCAAUUUAAUUCAAUUCAAUUCAAUUUUGUUUAUAUAGCACCAAUUACAGUGAAAUUGUCUCAAGAUGCUUUACAGAACCCAUAUCCCUGAUCCCCAGAGCAGCCCAAAGGCAACAGUGGCAAAAAACACCCUUUUAACAGGGAAAAAACCUUGAGCAGAACCCGGCUCUUUAUGUGGGGGAACCAUCUGCUGCUUCUGCCCUAGCUUCUCGAAGGAGGCGGUCGCAUUUUUCCUCUCUCCGUCUCUAUCUCUCUUCUCCCCGUACCCUCAUGUUUCUGCUUGCUGCAUUUUUGUCUCGUCUCGUCUGAUUUGGAGUGAUCUAUUGGCACUGGACCUUCAAAACACCGAUCAUGGAAUUGAUUAGCUGGUCUCUCAACGCGAUUGACAAGAUUGACAAAGAACACAGGCUUAGGGGAGCCUACCUGCCCGGAUGGGAGUUUUGCCUCUGGUUAUGUGAUCACCUGGGGAAAGGGGAAGGGGAUCAUGUGCCUGGCACCCCUAUCCAUGGAGGAUGUGGAGGAUAUCUACAUAUUCGGAUUUAUGAUGACAGGUCUGCUGAUAAUUGGCUUGAUUGUGGACCUGAGCUUCUGGAAAAUUAGGAGGACCGCAGAGAGAAACGACGUCCAAACUCUGCUGAGCCAUGCAAUUGAUCGGAUUAAGGCUGCUGGUGACCGGAAUGACGAACUCAAACGUAAGUGUGACUGUUGAUUUGAGUCGGAGAGUGAUGCCAUCAGGGUGAGAAUUGCCACAGCUGAGAUCGAACAAGUUGAGCAACCAGGAGGAAGGUCAAAUUGCUCCUUCCCCCGACUAAACAAAAAAUUAUACUGACAACAUUUCGGUGCCCCUGGAAUAAAACAAACUCCUCUGGAAGUUUUUCAUGGCCAAGAGAUAGCUCUUCUAACCCCCCACCACUCCCAAGGACACCUGUUGACUUCUGGACUUCUGAGUACGUCUCCAUGGCAGCCUGCUGUGUUAUCGCUUCCAUCUGUGAACUGAGAUACCGGAGUUCUGGGAUGGAAGGAGAUUGGCUACACGCAUACACACACACUUGGACUCAUGAACUGAGGACUGAGCUCACAUUGCACACACAUGCCCAUUCCCCCCCUCCAAGGCCGCCUCUGCAAACCUUUCCACUGCGAUGCACAGUGGGUAAGACUUCCGUGCGCAGCGCACCACCCUAUGGCGCAGCAGUUGCAUAGGAGACUGACCGCUGUGAGGAGCCACCCGUCCAUCACCCCUUAUCCUUAUCCCAUCUGACCUUGUCUAACGUCAUGCUUUGACUGUUGCGGGUGUGUUUUUUUUUUAGGAUCCCUUCUCAAAUUGAAUCUCCCAACUUGGAGGCUACAUUUGAUAAUGAACCUUUUUUUCAUUUUACACUCUGCUAUUAUCCCAUACCCUGUUAAAGAUGUUUGUUUUUCUUUCUUUUUCCUCAAGACAGGCGCGCUCCCAACGCUGCUGCAGCCCGAGCUGCCAUUGGCAGGACAGCUCAAAUGAAAUUUCAUUGUAUAUGAAAGUGUGCAAUGACAAUAAAGGUCUGAUUGAUUGAU
Acanthochromis polyacanthus (spiny chromis) is the source of this 4357-nucleotide messenger RNA. Its product is annotated as zinc finger protein 883-like. Gene Ontology annotation, cellular component: nucleus. The coding region runs from base 156 to 2162 and encodes 668 amino acids. NCBI's taxonomy places the organism in Eukaryota, Metazoa, Chordata, Actinopteri, Pomacentridae. The record is from RefSeq and is a predicted model, not a curated record. The transcript is spliced from 3 exons.